UUUCGCUCCGCGGCCCCGGCGGGACGACUCGCAGGCGCGGCGGCUACGGCAACGCCCGGGCCCGGCUUGGGCCGUCCGCCAGGUUCAUGUCUUUUAGAUUAAGCUGUUCAACUAACGGCGUCAUGAGCAGAAGCAAGCAUGAAAAUAACUUCUAUAGCGUAGAGAUUGGAGAUUCUACCUUCACUGUACUCAAACGAUACCAGAACUUAAAACCUAUUGGUUCGGGUGCUCAGGGCAUAGUAUGUGCAGCCUAUGAUGCUAUCCUUGAAAGAAAUGUUGCAAUCAAGAAGCUAAGUCGGCCAUUUCAGAACCAAACUCAUGCGAAACGAGCGUACAGAGAGCUUGUUCUCAUGAAAUGUGUAAACCACAAAAAUAUCAUUGGCCUAUUGAAUGUCUUUACCCCACAGAAGUCACUGGAAGAAUUUCAAGAUGUUUACAUAGUGAUGGAGCUCAUGGAUGCAAAUCUCUGCCAAGUGAUUCAAAUGGAGCUUGACCAUGAACGAAUGUCCUAUCUCCUCUAUCAGAUGUUGUGUGGUAUAAAACAUCUUCACUCAGCUGGAAUUAUACAUAGGGAUUUGAAACCUAGCAAUAUAGUAGUAAAAUCUGACUGCACUCUGAAGAUUCUUGACUUUGGGCUGGCUAGAACAGCAGGAACCAGCUUUAUGAUGACACCUUACGUAGUCACUCGUUACUACAGAGCACCAGAAGUCAUCCUGGGAAUGGGAUACAAAGAAAAUGUUGACAUUUGGUCAGUGGGGUGCAUCAUGGGAGAAAUGAUCAAAGGUGGUGUAUUAUUUCCUGGUACAGACCAUAUUGAUCAGUGGAAUAAAGUUAUUGAGCAACUAGGAACACCAUGUCCUGAAUUCAUGAAAAAGCUGCAACCAACAGUGAGGACGUAUGUAGAGAACAGGCCUAAAUAUGCUGGCUAUAGUUUUGAGAAGCUCUUCCCAGAUGUCCUCUUUCCUGUUGACUCUGAGCAUAACAAACUGAAGGCCAGUCAGGCAAGAGAUUUGUUAUCCAAAAUGCUGGUGAUCGAUGCAUCAAAAAGAAUCUCAGUAGAUGAAGCCCUACAACACCCAUACAUCAAUGUCUGGUACGACCCUUCAGAAGCAGAAGCACCUCCUCCAAAGAUACCAGACAAGCAGUUAGAUGAAAGAGAGCACACAAUAGAAGAAUGGAAAGAAUUGAUUUAUAAGGAAGUUAUGGAUCUGGAGGAGAGAACCAAGAAUGGAGUUAUACGUGGUCAGCCAUCACCUUUAGGUGCAGCAAUGAUCAAUGGCUCUCGCCAUCCAUCUUCAUCUUCAUCUGUCAAUGACAUGUCUUCAAUGUCCACCGAUCCAACGCUGGCUUCCGAUACAGACAGCAGUCUAGAAACAUCGACAGGCCCCCUGGGUUGUUGUAGAUGACUACUUCAUGUACUGAGGAGAGGAAAGGGCUUCUCUUAGUUACAAAAAUUAAUGGUAUUAAUUUGCAGUGCUUUGAAAAGUAACUGGGAUACAUUUCAGAGUGCUAAUUUUAAAUUGCAAUUUGUUUUAAUAUCAAGCCGCAAUGAUUUCCUGUAAUUUAGUGUACAGUAUUAAACUUAAUUUUUAUCAUGGGUUUUAAAAUCUGCAUAUGUUUUACUAUUGUGUUGCUGAUGUUAUUUUUUUACUUGCAUUUGUAAGAUAAGUUUUAUUAAAUGUAGCAUUGCUGUUCAGUUUGUUACCUUACAGCUUUAUUUAAGGCUUUCUUGCCUUUCUAAAUUGUUCUAUUAGGGUAUCUGUAUGUGUCUGAAGACCCUUUUUCAGUCCAUAAAGCUUAAUGUUUUAUUUUUAGUCAUGUGGCUGCAGAUGCUCUAAUUUUAAGCUAAAAUACAGCGAGUGGGAAAGCAGGUCUCAACAAAGAAGAUUCUUGUAGUGUGUAAAGGAAUAUUAUGUAAGCUCUGGCAAUGUUGCACCAGAAGCAAAGCAUUGUUCUGCCCAAGGAAAGUGUCACACUGUACGAGUUUGGUUUCUGAUCACACAAAACAAGGUGACAACACAUGAUUCAACAGAGUUGUAAUACAAAUAAACACAUUGCUUUCAAUUCACACUAGCCUGUCUCUUCACCCUCAUCCAGAGUUCUGUUAACAGUGCAAAUUCACGCCCUCCCACAUUGACCAUGGUUCUGUGGAGUUUAUUUCUCCAUGCAUUCUUCUGUAUUCAGACUGGUACAGCUCUUCGUCAUAAGAGCUCUUUAUUCCCUCAGGCAUUUGCCCCACCCACAGGCUCCUAUAGCUUCCACUUCUUUAAGUGAUGGUUGUAUUGCGUGGACUGCUGCACGGGAGACCAUCUAGCUGGGUCAGCAGCGUUCAUCUUUUGCCUCACCACAGCAUUGGAAUGGCAGAGCAGGAAUUCCAAACACUGACAGCGUUUCAUUCUGAAGCCAAGAAGAAUUGAUUUGUUUUCAGCAUUGAGAUCCUAAUUUUCUAUUCUUAAAAAGAAAAGAGUAAUAAUAAUGAACUAUGUAGAAAUGUUAAAUAUAAUGUAAAAUGGUGCUGCUCCUCACUGAAGUAUGUUAACUGUUUAUCAGUAUACAUUAUUGAAUUAUAUUUUUGUGCAGCUGACUUGCGUUCUGUGUGAGUAAAACAAUCAUUGAGAAUUUGUCCUUAGAAAAUGCAAUGUUUUUGUGAAUUUAAGGCUGAACUGACUACCUUGUGUAGAUAGAAGUAUUUUGUGUAUUGAACAUAAUUGUGAAAAAAUGUACAGUACUGUCUACAGAACUAAUAUUAAACAAUAACACAAACA
Elgaria multicarinata webbii is the source of this 2765-nucleotide messenger RNA. RefSeq names its product mitogen-activated protein kinase 8 (gene MAPK8). The transcript has 12 exons. Gene Ontology annotation, cellular component: nucleus; cytoplasm. Lineage: Eukaryota; Metazoa; Chordata; Lepidosauria; Squamata; Anguidae. Gene Ontology annotation, molecular function: JUN kinase activity; ATP binding. Gene Ontology annotation, biological process: positive regulation of apoptotic process; response to mechanical stimulus; JNK cascade. Bases 87 to 1406 code for a protein of 439 amino acids. The record is from RefSeq and is a predicted model, not a curated record.